AUGGUGCUGGGUUGCGGGCUGGUCGGCCGCCGCAGCCUCGCACUCCUGGGAGCCUGCGCUCGCCGCGGCCUGGGCCCGGUCCUGCUCGGAGUCUUCGUCCGUCACUCCGGCUCCAGGAAGAGUGCGGUGGUCGAUCAGGCCGACAUGAGGGUGGAGCUGCUUCCCGCCCUGACCGACAACUACAUGUACCUGGUCAUCGACGACGACACCAGGGAGGCUGCCAUUGUGGACCCGGUGCAGCCCCAGAAGGUCGUGGAAACGGUGAAGAAGUAUGGUGUGAAACUGACCACCGUGCUCACCACGCACCACCACUGGGACCAUGCUGGUGGGAAUGAGAAGCUGGUCAAGCUGGAACCGGGCUUGAAGGUGUAUGGCGGUGACGACCGCAUCGGGGCCCUGACUAACAAGGUCACACACCUGUCCACGCUGCAGGUGGGCUCUCUCAACGUGAAGUGCUUGUCAACACCCUGCCACACCUCUGGGCACAUCUGCUACUUUGUGAGCAAGCCUGGCAGCUCGGAGCCUCCUGCUGUGUUCACAGGUGACACCUUGUUCGUGGCCGGCUGUGGGAAGUUCUAUGAGGGGACUGCGGACGAGAUGUACAAGGCCCUGCUUGAAGUCCUGGGCCGGCUCCCCCCAGACACGAAGGUGUACUGUGGCCACGAGUAUACCAUCAACAACCUCAAGUUCGCCCGCCACGUGGAGCCCCACAACACUGCCAUUCAGGAGAAACUGGCCUGGGCCAAGGAGAAGUAUGGGAUCGGGGAGCCCACGGUGCCGUCCACCAUCGCCGAGGAGUUCACCUACAACCCCUUCAUGAGAGUGAGGGAGAAGACGGUGCAGCAGCACGCGGGCGAGACGGACCCCGUGACCACCAUGAGGGCCAUCCGCAAAGAGAAGGACCAGUUCAAGGUGCCGCGGGACUGA
Messenger RNA from Orycteropus afer afer, 927 nucleotides. RefSeq names its product hydroxyacylglutathione hydrolase (gene HAGH). NCBI's taxonomy places the organism in Eukaryota, Metazoa, Chordata, Mammalia, Tubulidentata, Orycteropodidae. Gene Ontology annotation, cellular component: mitochondrion. The record is from RefSeq and is a predicted model, not a curated record. Gene Ontology annotation, molecular function: hydroxyacylglutathione hydrolase activity. Gene Ontology annotation, biological process: glutathione metabolic process. Bases 1 to 927 code for a protein of 308 amino acids. The transcript is spliced from 9 exons.